This is a messenger RNA of Oncorhynchus keta (chum salmon), 753 nucleotides long. Its product is annotated as globoside alpha-1,3-N-acetylgalactosaminyltransferase 1-like. NCBI's taxonomy places the organism in Eukaryota, Metazoa, Chordata, Actinopteri, Salmoniformes, Salmonidae. The record is from RefSeq and is a predicted model, not a curated record. Gene Ontology annotation, molecular function: hexosyltransferase activity. The coding region runs from base 1 to 753 and encodes 250 amino acids. Gene Ontology annotation, cellular component: vesicle; membrane; Golgi apparatus. Gene Ontology annotation, biological process: carbohydrate metabolic process. The transcript is spliced from 2 exons.
AUGAUCUUCAGGUCCGACUGUGGACAGGAGGGGAGGGUCGUCUUCCUCACCUUCUUUGAUAGAUACGUCCGCUUUCUCCGAGAUUUCCUGGAGACAGCAGAGAAGCACUUCAUGGUCGACUUCAACGUGCGCUACUACGUUUUCACAGAUCGUCCCGACGAUGUUCCCUCAGUGAACCUGUCUCAGGGGAGACAUUUAAGUGUGAUCCAGGUGCCAGGUUCAAACCGCUGGCAGGAGAUAUCGGCCCGGAGGAUGGAGAUCAUCCAGACAGCCAUCGAACGUCAGAUCAGCAGGGAGGCUGACUACAUCUUCUGUCUGGACGUGGACAGCAAGUUCCACGCUCGCUGGGGAGCCGAGUCUCUGGGCAGGCUGGUUGCUGUGAUUCACCCAUGGUUCUACCAGGCGACCCGUGACCACUUCACAUACGAACGGCGUCCAGCCUCGACAGCCUACAUCCCCAUGGAUGAGGGAGAUUACUACUAUGCCGGGGCCCUGUUUGGAGGAUUAGUGGAGGAUGUGUACACACUAACAAAGGUAUGCCGGAACCAGCUUGAAGAGGACGCGAGGAAUUCCAUCGAGGCUGCCUGGCAGGAGGAGAGUCACCUCAACAGGUACCUGCUUUACAACAAGCCCAGCAAGCUGUUGUCUCCAGAGUACCAGUGGGAUGACAAGAAGACCAAUACCAAAGAGGUCAAAGUCAUUCGCUUCUCUUCUGUCAUUAAAAACUAUGCUGAAAUUCGUCCCAAUGUAUAG